This is a messenger RNA of Ilyonectria robusta, 1155 nucleotides long. RefSeq names its product CRAL-TRIO domain-containing protein. The record is from RefSeq and is a predicted model, not a curated record. The transcript is spliced from 2 exons. Bases 1 to 1155 code for a protein of 384 amino acids. NCBI's taxonomy places the organism in Eukaryota, Fungi, Ascomycota, Sordariomycetes, Hypocreales, Nectriaceae.
AUGCCUCAUUCAACGCAACCUGGAACUGUGGGCAACUUGACUGUCGACGAACAACAGAAGUUACAACAGGCAUGGGUCCAUCUCCUCCGGCUCUGCGGAGCCGAUGGCUUCGGUCACGAAGCGCCAGACAAAAGCCAGCAGUUUCUGAAAAACCUCAAAGACAGGUCGCCGGAGGCUUUCAAGCAGGGUCUGUGGAACUCGAUCCUUGCGGAUCAUCCGGAUGCAACAGUCCUCCGAUUCCUUCGGGCUCGCAACUGGGACGUCACCAAGGCCAUGGACAUGCUUGCAUCAGCCAUCAACUGGCGCAACGAGCGACAAGUCGACGAGGAGAUUGUAGGAAAAGGCGAGACUGUGGGGAUGAAAGUGUCGCCAACUGUCGACGAAGAGGCAUUUGUCACGCAGUACCGUUCCGGGAAGAGCUACGUACGAGGAACCGACAAAGACGGCCAUCCAAUCUACAUCAUCAAAGUUCGACUGCAUGAUCCUCACUUGCAGUCGGCCACGGCUAUGGAGACGUACGUUUUGCACAAUAUUGAGACGAUCAGGGUGUUGGCGAGAGGCUCGUGUGACAAGGCAUGUCUCGUUUUCGAUCUCACUGGGUUUGGCCUUCGUAACAUGGAUUUUCACGUUGUGAAAUUCCUUGUUGAAGUGUUGGAGGCAAGAUAUCCUGAGACUUUGGGGGUGGUCCUCGUUCACAAUGCGCCAUUCGUCUUCUGGGGCCUCUGGAACGUCAUCAAACGUUGGCUAGACCCAGUGAUCUCGUCCAAAAUCCACUUUACGAGCAACAAUAAGGGUUUGACGCCUUUCAUUUCCAAGGACAACCUGCAGACCUGUUAUGGCGGUCACGACAAUUGGGAGUACAAGUACGUUGACCCGACACCAAGUGAAGUGUUGCAAUCGGAGGAAAAGAAGGCCAGCAUCCAGGCAGAGCGGAACGAUCUGAUCCAAGAGUUCAAUCGACUGACUGCUGAGUGGGCCUCACUCGAGCCAGGAUGUGUUGGCGCUGAAGUGAAGGCUGGUGAGAGGUCUGAGUUGGCGAAGCAGCUACAGCAGCACUAUUGGAAGCUGGAUCCGUAUGUCAGAGCGAGAACUUAUUACCAUCGAGUCGGAGUGAUUGAUAGCACUGGUGAGGUGGACUUCAAGGCAGCGAAUUAG